This is a messenger RNA of Actinia tenebrosa (Australian red waratah sea anemone), 98 nucleotides long. RefSeq lists its product as uncharacterized. Lineage: Eukaryota; Metazoa; Cnidaria; Anthozoa; Actiniaria; Actiniidae. The record is from RefSeq and is a predicted model, not a curated record.
UGAUUCCGAAACACUGAUCAUCCUGUUGGGAGUUGGCGUGUUUCUCCUUGUCCUUGUGAUUAUUCUUCUCAUCUUUCUGAUCGUCAAACUACGCAAAA